Phragmites australis (common reed) is the source of this 342-nucleotide messenger RNA. Its product is annotated as peroxidase 5-like. Gene Ontology annotation, cellular component: plant-type cell wall; plasmodesma. Lineage: Eukaryota; Viridiplantae; Streptophyta; Magnoliopsida; Poales; Poaceae. Gene Ontology annotation, molecular function: peroxidase activity; heme binding. Gene Ontology annotation, biological process: response to oxidative stress. The record is from RefSeq and is a predicted model, not a curated record. The coding region runs from base 1 to 342 and encodes 113 amino acids. The transcript has 2 exons.
AUGCAUGGAUGCACAGAGCGGCGGGCCGCGGUACGACGUGCCGGGAGGGCGGGGAGACGGCACGGUGUCGAUGAACGUCGGAGAUGGCCGACAACAUCCCCGCGCUCGACCUUCACCCUGGACCAGCUCACCCAGAACUUCGCGGCCAAGGGCCUCACCCAGGAAGAAAUAGUCACGCUAUCAGGCGCGCACACCAUCGGGCGGGCGCACUGCACGGCGUUCAGCGACCGGCUGUACAACUUCAGCGCGACGGGCGCGCCGGACCCGAGCCUGGACCCCGCGUUCCUGGCGCAGCUGCAGCGCGCGCGCCCUUCUGCCAACGGCGGCGUGUGCCGGCGUUGA